This is a messenger RNA of Bacidia gigantensis, 879 nucleotides long. RefSeq lists its product as uncharacterized. NCBI's taxonomy places the organism in Eukaryota, Fungi, Ascomycota, Lecanoromycetes, Lecanorales, Ramalinaceae. Gene Ontology annotation, cellular component: mitochondrion. Gene Ontology annotation, biological process: regulation of lipid metabolic process. The transcript has a single exon. The coding region runs from base 1 to 879 and encodes 292 amino acids. The record is from RefSeq and is a predicted model, not a curated record.
AUGCAGAAUCGGAUCAAAAUCCAAGCUCGGGAACAUGAGCGGUUCCGCCGGGUUUGCGUCAACCUCGCCCAGGGCAUCCAUCAAUGGGAUAUGAGAUUUCGAUUGGGUCUCUUACAAGAUCAAGCGACUAUUGACAAGCAACUUGCGCGUGAGGCUGCGGAGUCUCAAGCCAAAAAGCACAAGCAUGAGGCGCCCACCGUCAGGACAGAGGCCCAGACGAUAGCCGAUCAGGCUGCCGCCAAAAAUAAAGAGAAGAACGUCGAAAAGGCAGAGAAGGCGGAAAAAGAGAAGAAAAAGCAAAAACCAAAGAUACGCCCGCUAAGUGAGGCAAAAGCAAUUGACUCGGGAGCAAAUUUCGUGUCCGAGACCUUUUUGCUUAUUGUUGCCGUCGGAUGCGUGAUUGGUGAGCGGUGGUACAGCUCGAAAAAAGAUACAGCCAGAAGAGAGGACGUCGGAAAAAGAAUAGAAGAAUUAGAGCAAUAUGAAAAAAGCGUUCGCAGGGGUAUGGUAGAGCUCGAAAAGGAGACUCUAAGACUGGAGGAAAAAGCGGGGUUUGCAAACGCGAAGAAAAAGAGGAUCUUGCCGAAAGAAGUCUAUGAGCUUGAGGAAGAGGAGGAACUUCAGCCAUAUCCCCCAAGAGGCUGGUUCUCAUGGCUCAAAGGAUCUGGAACUCAAAAGGACGAGCCCCUCCCUGAGUCCGAGCGAAAUCCUCCAGAGCCAGAGCCAGAGUCACAGGCUUCGCCUACCACCGGCAUCAAACCUUCUCCCUCAUUGUAUGAGAAGAUCUUGCAUCCCCGUGCCUCCAACCCUCCUAUAAAGGAGAACCCGAACCCUGGUGCUGAUGCAUCUCAUGACAAACCCGCUCCUUCGCAACGCUGA